AUUUUGUGUGUCUUUGUCUUUUGUCAUUAUGUGGUCAAUAUUCAUUAAAUUCUGUGAAUAGAUUCUUUCAAAACUAAAUUACUCAGUCUACUAAACUAAAAAACAAAACUGAUAUUGAUUAAACUGUACUGCAAGAUUAACUAAUGCUGCAAUUUUAAUCUUUUCGAAAAUGUCGUCCACACCAAGUGGGAAAGAAUCGUUUGAAGAUUUCUAUUCAGAGGUUAAGGAAAUUGAAAAACGAGACUCAGUGUUGACUCCCAAACAACAAAUAGAGAGGCUACUUCGGCCUGGAUCGACUUAUUUCAAUUUAAAUCCAUUUGAGGUACUACAAGUUGAUCCAGAAGCAUCUCUAGAUGAAAUUAAAAGGAAAUACAGACGGCUAUCCAUUCUUGUGCAUCCGGACAAAAACAUUGAUGACUCCGAGCGUGCCCAGCAGGCGUUUGAAAUAAUAAACAGGGCUUGGAAAACUUUGGAAUGUGAAGACACAAGAAAAAAGUGCUUAGACAUUUACCAAGAGGCCAAAGAACGGACAGAGCAUAUGAUUGAACAAAAACGUAAAAAGCAAAAGAAAGAGAACCGGACAGCUGAAGGCAUACCAGAAGAUGACCCUGACAAGUAUAAGCAUGCAGUUUACGUAAUGACUAUGAAGCUGUUUGCCGACAUGGAGCGCAAACGCCAACACCUCGAGACUCGAGACAUGGAAGAGAGGAAACGAAAGCGUGAAGCGGAAAUCGAACAAGAGGAGCAGGUGUCACUAGAGAAAGAAUGGGCGAAAAACUUUGAGGAGUCUCGACAAAAUAGGGUCGACAGUUGGAAAACAUUCCAGUCUGGUGGAAGCAAGGAGAAGAAAAAGAAGAAGAUUCAAGGCUUCAAGCCUCCCAAACCCAAACCUGAGAGCAGAUAACUGUACCUCAACGUUUCUUCAAACUAUACGUUAUAAUUACCAUGUUAUAUGCCUAAAGCCCUGGUCAGUGCGUGAAGUCAGUGACUUCAAAGCGACUCCUAGAAGUUGUAACCGACAGUUGCAUCAAAGAUACAUUAUAAAACUCCAGAUUCCGUACGCUUGUGUUAAAUAUGUGUAUAGUUCAUUAAAAAUGAGUUCUCACGCGCCUAUGGGUCAACUGUCAUGACAAAAGUACGUUUCACCUUUAAAAUGAAGAAAAUCGUUCUUUUGACAUGGUAUUUGACACAAAAAGUUAAAAUGGCGCGUGAGAACUCAUUUUUUACGCAUUAUAUGUGACUUUGACUUUGCCUAUGCCAGUCGUUGUCAUAAAUUUACAUAUUCGCCAUUGGGUUCGGCUCGCCAUUCGCUGUUUAUGUUAUUGACUGACAGCGUCACUGUGCGUGCGAGAUGAGACCGGAGACGAAUGUGUGAACAGCGGCGUUGCCAAAUCAUAUGUGGCGAUUCUACGGACGAGACCCUGAAAAGGUACGAAAAGCCAUGACGCUACUGCGCUGGGUGCCGCUGACUACAUUAAAAAACUUUAAAAAAAAACGGAAUCGAUGAAUUUGGAACUGUGGAUAUAAAGUUAGAAUUGCUUUGUCGGUUUUUUGAGGUGUAUAAAAAUGUCUUGAGCAUCUUUGAAAAAUGUACGAAAAUAAGACCGAAGGUACGAACAUUACCUAAAAAUUGGCCAAGUGCGGGCAGGACUCGCACACGAAGUGUUCCGUGCCGUUGUACAA
This is a messenger RNA of Maniola jurtina (meadow brown), 1683 nucleotides long. RefSeq names its product dnaJ homolog subfamily C member 8 (gene DnaJ-21). NCBI's taxonomy places the organism in Eukaryota, Metazoa, Arthropoda, Insecta, Lepidoptera, Nymphalidae. The coding region runs from base 170 to 904 and encodes 244 amino acids. The transcript has 6 exons. Gene Ontology annotation, cellular component: nucleus. The record is from RefSeq and is a predicted model, not a curated record.